This is a messenger RNA of Myotis davidii, 405 nucleotides long. RefSeq names its product protein NKG7. The annotation marks the transcript as partial. The record is from RefSeq and is a predicted model, not a curated record. Gene Ontology annotation, cellular component: plasma membrane. NCBI's taxonomy places the organism in Eukaryota, Metazoa, Chordata, Mammalia, Chiroptera, Vespertilionidae. The transcript is spliced from 3 exons.
GCCUCCCUGGCCCUGGUCUCUGCCCUGGUUGCUCUGAGCACGGAUUUCUGGUUCAUGGCCAUCGGGCCCAGCUCUUCAGCUCACUCGGGCCUCUGGCCGAAGCGGGGUGGGGAAUCAGUAGCAGACUUCAUCCACGUGACGCAGACCUUCAGCAUUCUGGCCGCCCUGUGUGGCCUGGGGUCUGUGGGCCUCCUGGUCCUGUCCUGCAUCCCCUCACUGUCCGCCCCGGGCCGGGGCCCCCUGGUCUCGUCCAUCACAGCCUUUGUUGCAGCCGUCUUCAUGGUGGUGGCCAUGGCCGUCUACACCGGUCAUCGGUGGAGCCAACCUCGACACCCCCAGAUCCAGUCCUGCUUCUCCUGGUCCUUCUACCUCACAGACCCAGGCACUGUGAACACACUCUCCUAG